AUGGGUUCGUCGCUGGACCUCGUCAAGACUCUGGCCGUUCCCGCGCUCAUCUCGCUCAGCAUCUACCUCUUGUUCGGCUACCUGAUCAUCCCCUUUUUCCGCCGCUAUCACCAACGCUAUGCCCACUAUCUGCCGCUGAAUACCAUAUCAGCGCAUACGCUGACGCUGCGCGAGCGUGUUGCCGAUUCGCUGAUGCAUUUUUUUCUUCCGUCGUCCUGGAGCCUGCUUCGACGGCGCGGAGGGAUGCCCGAGGACAACCACGAUGCAAUCAGCAUCUAUGAGGAAGAAGGGGAGCAUAUGACGGCCAUGGAUAUCACUGUGGCGCGGCGCGAGGCACUGGAAAGGCGACGGAGUACAAGUGAGGCCCAGGAUCGGUUGAGUCGGGACUUGGAAGAAGGGUUUAUGGAUGAUAGUAGUGACGAUGAUGAGGAGGAGGAGCGGAGGAGGAGAGAAGUACGGUGA
Messenger RNA from Talaromyces rugulosus, 462 nucleotides. RefSeq lists its product as uncharacterized. The coding region runs from base 1 to 462 and encodes 153 amino acids. Lineage: Eukaryota; Fungi; Ascomycota; Eurotiomycetes; Eurotiales; Trichocomaceae. The transcript is spliced from 2 exons. The record is from RefSeq and is a predicted model, not a curated record.